Lachancea thermotolerans CBS 6340 is the source of this 300-nucleotide messenger RNA. RefSeq names its product Tim12p (gene TIM12). NCBI's taxonomy places the organism in Eukaryota, Fungi, Ascomycota, Saccharomycetes, Saccharomycetales, Saccharomycetaceae. Gene Ontology annotation, cellular component: mitochondrial inner membrane. Bases 1 to 300 code for a protein of 99 amino acids. The transcript has a single exon. The record is from RefSeq and is a predicted model, not a curated record. Gene Ontology annotation, biological process: protein insertion into mitochondrial inner membrane.
AUGUCUAUGUUCCUCAACCCGUUCAAUGCCCAAGAGGUUGAUGAGCGGAAGCUGGAGCUCGCGCAGGUGCAGUUCGAUGCGAUGAGUACGUCCUUCAACAUGAUGCUUCGAGGAUGCCUUGAGAAAUGCAUUCCACACGAGUACGGCGAGGCUGAUCUGAAUAAGGGCGAGAUGAGCUGUGUGGACAGGUGCAUAGCCAAGAUUCACUAUGCGAACCGUCUGGUCGGGGGCCUGACUCAGGCGCGAAACGUGGGGCCGGACCACCUGCGCCAUUACGAGCAUUUCAAAGAGAGUAAAUGA